GUCAAUAGGUGCCGUGUGAAAAGCUUUGAAUAUGAAAGAAAAUGAAAGCGUAUCAAAAUGACUAGAGCACAGCAAAAGUCGAUUGCUAUGAAAGGCCAAACCUUUUUAUCUAUUUUCAUUAGACUACUUUUAUAGCACUCUCGUGGUUUGGCUACAAGGGAAGCAAACUACUUUUAGUUUAUAGUAGAACUCAAAAUGUACUCACUUGGGUAUAAUAUUCCAAAGGCUGUUUGGUUGGAAACUUGCUCUUUUAUUAUCAUUUUAUGUUGCUUCUACAAGGCAGUCUCGACACUAGAGUUGGCAGCCAUUAAAAAAUGUGACGAUGACGGCACUCUCGUUGUUGGUUCUGGCCAGACGCUGCUCGUUUGUUGUGAGUUAAGGCCAAGCGAGUGUCGGAAGAUGGUCCCCAGUGAUAGCCUCUUCUUAAGUCACUUGAACCAGUCGUUACAUCUGAGCAAUAAGACCAGUGGUCAGUGCAGAGUCCAGCUGAGGGUAGCCAGCGUGUCACAAGAACACAGGGGGAAGCUUGUGUGCGCUAAGAAUAAUUCGACAAUUAUGAGGAGAGAGCUGAAUCUUCUAGCUCCACCUAACAUCACAUAUCUAUCCAGUUCAGAGAAAGGCGACAUUAUUAUCAAGUUCACAAAUUUGACGAAUGGUUUUCUCUACGAUGUGCUUCUGGAAGCCAGAAAAUUGGUAACAGUAUUGUGCUCACUGAACUGUUCCUCUGACCUCGAUUGCACCUGUCGUUACACAAACAAAAAGAAUGACAUCAUUUCCGAUCAAAAUCUAACCAUCAAGAUCAACGUGUUCAAAUCACGUGACCAGCCCUUGACGACUAUCACUUUGCCUGAAAAAAUCAACUUGGUUCAUUUCGUUCGUCCAAUGAAGGUUGAAAAUCUUAAAGUGUGGAACUUAACAUCAAGUGAAGCUGUCGUCCAGUUUCAAAUUCCCAAAGAAACAAAUGUCGUGAAAAAUUAUUUGAAAGGCAAACAUAUUUCAUUCUUCUAUCAAGUUUUACUUGAGAAAACGAAAGGAACUCUUCAAUCUCUAAAGUUACAAUUCCCAGAAAUAACUCAGUUGACAAGUCUUGAAAGUGUGACAUUGAGAUUUAAGAAUCUGACGUCAUUCACCAGGUACACUUUGUCUGUGCGUGGACUUAGCAAAGGAGGAGAAGGCGAUGCUAAUAGUUUGACUUUCACCACAUACAAAUCAGUUCCACUUAAGAAGCCUGAAAUCGAUGCAUAUGGUUUCACAAGGUUUGCAAGAAUCGAUGGAUCCAAUUGUUUGUUUCUAAUUUGGAAGCCUUUACCUGAUGACUACAUUGGUGGUGUAACUUUAUCCUAUAAUGUAGAGUUAUUGGCUGAAGAUCUUCAACAUAAAACGAGCACUACAUUAACAUAUCUGAAGACAUGUCCUGUAAGUAGAAGCAAUAUUACAGCUUACAUUCAACCAGUAAAUGAAGUUGGCCCUUCUCUAGAACGUGCAAUGUUUUCUUUACCCGAGACAUCUCUUCACAAAGCCACACUGUACAUAGAGUACAACGAGGACUCGGAUCUUGUUACAGCGUUGGUUGAGGUGUCAUCAUUGAGUGAGGUUCAAGAUGUGGCAUUACAUUGGUGUGUGACACAAAGAGAUGUAUCACCUGAAGACUUUUGUACAGUUUAUCCUGAGACAGAAAUAUUUAGCAAUGUAACAUUUAGAAACCAGAAAUACUUGACCUUUAACCUGACUACUAGCAGGAAGGAAAAAGUGGUCAGUACAUCACAUGAUGUACCAGUGGAAUAUGCUUUGAAUGGUGAUCUCAACCAGUCAAACUUUACUAUUGGAAAACUCAGCAUCAUAAAUUUGUAUGGUCAAAGUAGGCGAGAAAUCACCACACCUGGCCAGGACAUACCUAACACCAUCACACAUCUAACUGGUCAAAACUUACCAGAGAAGAGUGAUCUUAUAUUUUUAUUCUCAUUCAAGAAAAACAUGGACUGGAUGGGAAUGUCUCCUGCUGAAUGCUAUUUUACUGCAUUCACAAGGGAUGUCCAGUUGUCCAUCAAGACAGAGGUGACUUCUGACUCUAAAGUUACUGUUCAACUGAAACAGAUGUGUGGCAGAGAGAAACAGUUUUUAGCCAGAUAUUUUCAGCUUUAUUGGUCUGUCAAUGAGGACUGCAAGAGUAACAGUUCCCAAACUUCUCUUGUGGAGAGUUUCAUAUUUGAAGCCGCCACUGUACAACUUCCUCUUGGUUCAAACUUUCUUUGUGUUGUUGCCGUUGGUGUUAAUGGAAUCAGAUCAAAGCCAUUCAGUUCAAACAUUGCGGCAAGCUCAGGUAGCCAAGGGAGUGAAUUCAUGAUUGUUUUAGUUGUAGCGCCUUUUUUUUUUGUUAUUGUUGCUUUUUGCUUCUUGAGCAUUUUCUUCACGAAAUGUCGGAACCGAAGAGGAUUUUUUAAAGAAUUGACCAAUGCUCUGGAGGUUAAUGCCGAAACUGGUCGGGAAAGUUAUAAAAAGGACAUGAAUUUACGCUCAAGUGCUGAAGUAAGGAGUGACAGUAGUGCAGUGACUAGUUGCAGUUUCAACAAUGACCGCGCUAAUGAUUCAAGUGUCGAAAGGCAACCUGAGUCUCGUCUACUUUUACAUGAUGGCUUCAGUUCAUCAGAUUCCAAUGAUUCAAGUGUCCAAAGGCAACCCGAGUCUCGUUUACUUUUACAUGAUGGCUUCAGUUCAUCAGAUUCCAAUGAUUCAAGUGUCCAAAGGCAACCUGAGUCUUGUUUACAUUUACAUGAUGGCUUCAGUUCAUCAGAUUCCAAUGAUUCAAGUGUCCAAAGGCAACCUGAGUCUCGUCUACUUUUACAUGAUGGCUUCAGUUCAUCAGAUUCAAAUUAUUAUUCUCGAUUGAAUUGUUCCAAACUUUCUAGUGAAAGCAGAGAUUCUAAUUCUAGCAAUACAACCAACUGUAUAGUUGAUAAUACAUCCAGCGGGACUGAGUUUUCAAGCAAAUGUGAAAUUGAUAAGUUGUCAUCAAGUAGAAGUAGGUUAAACUCAUUGAACUCUACAGAUGCUAGUUGUAGGUCAAUCAACAAGUCGCCAACUAGGGACAAUGAUGAUCAUUAUCGGCCCCAAGGACUAACAUUUAACCAUUCAAGUUCAGAUAGUGUUUACAAUAAUGACAUGGACAUAUAACUUUUUUACAUGAAAAAUCAAGGCAGCUGCUUUGUCUUCCCCUAGAUGGAAAGUUUUGGUAGCAAGCUUAUCUUCUUAUAUAAUACAGACGUUACUUCAAAAAAGAAGAUGAUUACGUCCUAUGCGUCAUGCUGAGAAGACACUGUUGGUUUGUUUGAUAUGUUGCAGGCCUUCAUGUGUUUUGUGCUCUGGACUAUCAUCUCAAUGGUCCCGGGUUAGAACCCCACUGGCAGCCAUCAUGCAGGAAAUUUGGCCUAGGAUGUAAUAAUCUAUAGGAUCAUCCAAAACAUAUAACAAAACAAAUAUAAAGUAUUCCCCUUGUAUUAUAAUUUAAUUUUGUGAUACCUUUGGGGGUUCAUUGAAGUCAUUCAUGAACUUGGCUUACAAUAUCUUAUCUUAUCUUAUACAAUACAGAUAUUACUUCAAAAAAGAUGAUUACAUCCUACUCGUCAUGCAUGUUAUCCGACUUAAAUUCUGCCAAGUCACUGGUUUUCCUGGCUAGCUUAGGCAACCCAUUUCAUGCUCUAAUAGCACUAGGGAAGAAGGAGCGUUUCUACAAAUUUGUCCUAGCAUAUGGGAUGAGGAAUGUGCCUUUAUCUUUGUGUCUUUCUGAGUAUUUUAUUAAAUUUUGUUUUUUGUUGAUGUUA
This is a messenger RNA of Biomphalaria glabrata, 3818 nucleotides long. RefSeq lists its product as uncharacterized. The transcript has 15 exons. Gene Ontology annotation, molecular function: protein binding. The coding region runs from base 196 to 3171 and encodes 991 amino acids. Lineage: Eukaryota; Metazoa; Mollusca; Gastropoda; Planorbidae. The record is from RefSeq and is a predicted model, not a curated record.